Messenger RNA from Mytilus californianus (California mussel), 1401 nucleotides. RefSeq lists its product as uncharacterized. NCBI's taxonomy places the organism in Eukaryota, Metazoa, Mollusca, Bivalvia, Mytilida, Mytilidae. The transcript has 7 exons. Bases 405 to 890 code for a protein of 161 amino acids. The record is from RefSeq and is a predicted model, not a curated record.
CCAUAAAACUUUUAUUUUCUGAGUAAAAAAAUAUUCUCAGAAUGAAUUAUUUUACUCAGCUAAGAAUUAGAACUUUUUUAUCCGCCAUAAAAAAAUAUUCUCAACUUUGAGAAUAUUCUCAGCUGAGAAUUUUUCAGAAUUUUUUUUCUCAGCUGAGAAUUUUUUUCUCGACGAUGUAAGCGGCAAACGGAACUCUUUCGUGUUUGAAAACCAGAAAAGAGUGCUAAAGUUCGCGAAAAUGCAGAAGAUUUACAGUCCGUAAAAGAACAUCUGACGAGGUAAAGAAGAAGUACUAUAACUUAAAACAAAGAAGUAAAGAAAAAUAUGACCUGCAAAAGAGACCAAAAACAGGAGGAGGUCCUGCUGCCAAAACCACCCAGGCAGAGGAACUCCUCAUCAGUCAUAUGCUGGAAGAUAACCAUACGCAGCUGACUGGUUUGCCAGAGGGUGUAGACACUGAUAUAAUUGCAUCCCAAUCUUCUGGAUCCUGGAUGACAAGACAGAAGGAGGCUCUUGAUCUCUUCAAAGAACUAUCAGAAUUUACACCAAAUGAGGAGCUUGAUGGACAGGCUGAAGCUGACAAAGAACCUACAUGUACUGUAGCAAAUGUAGUGGAAGAACAGGGACAAAAUGGUGAAAAGACAAGUACACCAAGAUCUAACCCAAAAGGUAAAGGAAACAUAAAAAGAGGAAGAAGGACUUUGGCAGAGUUAGAAGAGGAAAACUUACUUUUGGAUAACGAACGGUUACGUGAAGAAACCAAGAGGAUAAAACUAGAACAAGAAAAUUUGAAAUUAGCAAAAGAAGUUUAUAUUUUGAAAAAACAAUGUUUAAUAUGUAAACUGCAGUCUGAGUUUCCUGAUUGUGUACAAAUUUUAGAUGAACCAUAAUUACAACAUGUUUAUUACUGUAAAUCUGGAUAUUUUGGUGUUCAAUUCUACAUAACUUAAAAUUAUUACUAUUUUUCACUCAAACACAUGUAUAAUACUUGGUAAAAUAUUGUUUAACAUUGUAACCAUUUUGUCACCUUGACAUAAAUCCAUAUCAUUCAAAUGUAACCAACUGUAUAUUUUAGAAUUUUUGUAUCCUGGCCCUUUUUCAAAUUUUAGAUAAGUGGUGGCUAUAAAUCUGUUGCAUAAUGCUAGGCUAAUCAAAUCUUUGUGUAAGAGAUCCCUUUUUUUUUAAUAUACUAAUUUGUUAAUUCAAAUAAGACCAAAAAUGUAUUUUUACCUGUCAGACAUGAAUUAGGAAAAUUCCAUGUUAGUAUUAUCUACAAAUAUUAUAAAACACAUAAAAAAAAAAAAGAUUAACUAUCAUAUUAGGAAUUCUUAACUGACUUAAAUAUUAUCUUCUUAGUGAUCAAAAGUUAUAUUAACCAUGAAUGAGAAUGUGAAAUUGGUA